AUGGUCCCCAGUCCAGAACAUCCGGUGAUGAUCCACGCAGCGAGGGUCCCUAGCCCGGGGUCUACGGCGAGGAUCCGCAGUCCAGAGCCUCCGGCAACAACCCACGGGUCAGUGUUACAAGAGCGGACUCACUGUCACGUCUACAUUCCCCUGUUUUCAGUUUGUCCCUCCCCUCUCAAACCACCCUCCCCACUCAAACCACCCUCCCCUCUCAAACCACCCUCCCCUCUCAAACCACCCUCCCCUCUCAAACCACCCUCCCCUCUCAAACCACCCUCUCCUCUCAAACCACCCUCCCCACUCAAACCACCCUCCCCUCUCAAACCACCCUCCCCUCUCAAACCACCCUCCCCUCUCAAACCACCCUCCCCUCUCAAACCACCCUCCCCUCUCAAACCACCCUCCCCUCUCAAACCACCCUCCCCUCUCAAACCACCCUCCCCACUCAAACCACCCUCCCCUCUCAAACCACCCUCCCCUCUCAAACCACCCUCCCCACUCAAACCACCCUCCCCUCUCAAACCACCCUCCCCUCUCAAACCACCCUCCCCACUCAAACCACCCUCCCCUCUCAAACCACCCUCCCCUCUCAAACCACCCUCCCCUCUCAAACCACCCUCCCCUCUCAAACCACCCUCCCCUCUCAAACCACCCUCCCCUCUCAAACCACCCUCCCCUCUCAAACCACCCUCCCCUCUCAAACCACCCUCCCCACUCAAACCACCCUCCCCUCUCAAACCACCCUCCCCUCUCAAACCACCCUCCCCUCUCAAACCACCCUCCCCUCUCAAACCACCCUCCCCUCUCAAACCACCCUCCCCUCUCAAACCACCCUCCCCACUCAAACCACCCUCCCCUCUCAAACCACCCUCCCCACUCAAACCACCCUCCCCUCUCAAACCACCCUCCCCUCUCAAACCACCCUCCCCUCUCAAACCACCCUCCCCUCUCAAACCACCCUCCCCUCUCAAACCACCCUCCCCUCUCAAACCACCCUCCCCUCUCAAACCACCCUCCCCACUCAAACCACCCUCCCCUCUCAAACCACCCUCCCCUCUCAAACCACCCUCCCCUCUCAAACCACCCUCCCCUCUCAAACCACCCUCCCCUCUCAAACCACCCUCCCCUCUCAAACCACCCUCCCCACUCAAACCACCCUCCCCUCUCAAACCACCCUCCCCUCUCAAACCACCCUCCCCUCUCAAACCACCCUCCCCUCUCAAACCACCCUCCCCACUCAAACCACCCUCCCCUCUCAAACCACCCUCCCCUCUCAAACCACCCUCCCCUCUCAAACCACCCUCCCCUCUCAAACCACCCUCCCCUCUCAAACCACCCUCCCCUCUCAAACCACCCUCCCCUCUCAAACCACCCUCCCCUCUCAAACCACCCUCCCCACUCAAACCACCCUCCCCUCUCAAACCACCCUCCCCUCUCAAACCACCCUCCCCACUCAAACCACCCUCCCCUCUCAAACCACCCUCCCCUCUCAAACCACCCUCCCCACUCAAACCACCCUCCCCUCUCAAACCACUCCCAGAGAGUCCUAGUAAAAUUCUUGAGAAAUAA
Oncorhynchus kisutch (coho salmon) is the source of this 1569-nucleotide messenger RNA. RefSeq names its product proline-rich extensin-like protein EPR1. The transcript has 2 exons. The coding region runs from base 1 to 1569 and encodes 522 amino acids. The record is from RefSeq and is a predicted model, not a curated record. NCBI's taxonomy places the organism in Eukaryota, Metazoa, Chordata, Actinopteri, Salmoniformes, Salmonidae.